AUGAUCAUCGAUCUGUGCUCCGCCCUGCUCCACAAACUCAACAAAAACCUUGAGCUGCUCAACAGCGCCCCAUCCAUUCCCACACAUCUGUACGGCCCCCUCUACCAGCAGGUCUGUCGGUUGAACACAUUCGAUGAAGAUCUGAUAAUGGCACGCAUCGACAAGAUUUACAAGUCACUCAAUAACAGCGUGGUCGUGCCUCCUACGCUUGUCAAGUUGUACCACGGUAGCGGAGAGCACACGGACAAUGACACGGUUACCGGUGCGCUUGUUGGUCUCAUAGGACAGAACAUCAUCAAGCCGUUGAUUGAGGACGUGGAGAUGCACAUGCGCUAUGAAUGUGGGUGCGAAGUGCCUGAGAUGCCGGCGAGUUUGUGUGUGUUUGGUGAGAAUCUGGCAUGGGUGGAUGAGAGCAACGUAAAUUCAUUUUUGGAAUCGGUAAGGAACAGCAAACACGUCCUGAUGCACGCGUACCUGCACACAUACCGCACUUAUCUGCCGUUUACGUGCGUGUUCCUCGUACAGACAGAUCGUGGUGCGUACGUUGUAGACGCCCUCGAACACAAAAGGCUGGUUGCAAUGCUUAGCUACGAUUGCACGUACCGUAAGUACAUGAAUGGAAAAACGUUGCUUGCGCUGAGAGAAGAGUUUAGGGUUGUUCCGUGCUGCUGUUCCCUUGUUAAGGUGCGCGAGUGCUACUUUGUAGAUUUUCGUAUCAGGCCGAUGCAGGGCGAACUGCUGCGCUUGGACAUAGCACCAGAAAAAGACGAUGAGGCUGUGCUUGAGAGUGUAAAGCAAACCGAGGAGAGGAUCAGUGCACAAAAUAAUAUCACAGGAGGAAAGAGGAAGGCUCUGGACGAUAUUCUGAAACUGAGGGACUUCAUAGCAAAAAAUAACAACGAAAGCGUGAACUACGUGCUGACUGAGCGCCAGCUCAGUCUUAUACUGGAGAAGAUGCCGAAGACAAAAAUACAAUUCAAGAGCGUGCUGCCCAGGUGCUCGCCAAUACUGCGCGCACACAUUGAGGACAUUCUUUUCAUUUUAAAUGAGGUUGUGGAGAAUGAUGGUACACAGCCGUGUAGUGGUGUAGAAGACUGCAGCUCGAGGUGCACAGAGAAUGGUAGCAGCACCAUUGGGGGCGGAAAUGCCGUGGAGCGCAAGUCAGACAGUGCUGACCCGUCAGGCCAUCACGGCAUGGCCAAGGAACCGGAUAAGGGCGAACAAAAACUGAACGAUAGGUUAGAACGUAUCGAGCUGAGGAGCCAUAGUGCAAAUCAUCUUGAAAUAGACAGCAAUAUUGCAAAGGUUAAGUACCACACGUUUGAUUAUGACAAGAACGUUGUCGAAAAGGUCAAGAACAAAUUCAGGCGAAAGAAAAAGGGUUAGAGUGCGUAGUUUCAUCUUUUCAGCACAGCUGUGCUGGAGCAUUUUCUACCACGGGAUCGUCCAUCCGUAAUUCAGACAAAUUUUUCGUUUCUCAGACCAGGCAUAGAAGAAAUGUGCGAAGUGCGUAAUAAAAUAAUUUAAGGCGUUGU
Messenger RNA from Vavraia culicis subsp. floridensis, 1535 nucleotides. RefSeq lists its product as uncharacterized. The coding region runs from base 1 to 1386 and encodes 461 amino acids. Gene Ontology annotation, molecular function: nucleic acid binding; 3'-5'-RNA exonuclease activity; nucleotide binding. NCBI's taxonomy places the organism in Eukaryota, Fungi, Microsporidia, Pleistophoridae. Gene Ontology annotation, cellular component: nuclear exosome (RNase complex); nucleolus. The record is from RefSeq and is a predicted model, not a curated record. The transcript has a single exon. Gene Ontology annotation, biological process: nuclear polyadenylation-dependent rRNA catabolic process; TRAMP-dependent tRNA surveillance pathway; nuclear polyadenylation-dependent snRNA catabolic process.